GAAGUCGUUGUGGAGGAGGAGCGGAAACAAGCUGGUGGCGGAGGCAAUGCAGUUACUGUGGAGUCUCUGGAUGAAGAAGCUCAAAGCGGCCAGGCUGUCAAAGAUUGGCGAGUGCCAGAGCUGGCGGACGGGAGGUGGCGAUGCAAAUGACGGAGGCCACAUGAUCUGCCAGGAGGCCACGCAGGUGAUUGUGCCGCUUGGGGCGCUGUAUCUGCUGGGCUACAAGAUCCGGUGGGAGGAGGGGAUCUGCCGAAUUAAACAUGCCAGCCGGGGGCCGCUACCGGUCAGGAUGAGACAAUUCUGCCCCGAGGUCCCUACGGAGGUGGCGUUGAGGUUGGUCGAAGAGUUGGAGGAGUUCAACAAGGGCCUUCUGAGAAGGGCGAUGGUGUCGGCCGAGAGGAGCGACGGAAGGCAGGAAGGAAAGAAGGGUGACAGGAAGAGCCGGAGCGGGGAGGUAGCGAAGGCUUGGAGAGAUGGUGAGAUGGAAAAGGUGAAACAGCUGUUUCCGGAGGUGCCGGAGCCCAUCAUGGAGCAGGCGCUGGGCUCUGGUGGCGGGAAAGGAUCCGCGUGGAACAGGGCGGCGAGGAGGAGGCAUGCAAGGUCGGCAGGAGUGAUCUUGCACUUGCUCGCUGGGAAGAGCGCGAAGAAGUUCAACUACGGCGAACUGGACCGGGAGGUGGUAUCUUGGGACGAGGAGAUCGAUGAUCGCUUUGGAUAUGAGGAGAUCGGUGAGGAGAAAAGGAAGAAGGUGGAGGGCGACACGAUCCUGAUGUUGCGCAUGUGGAUCUUGAGCACCAAGAGCUACGUUCGGGAGGAGGAGUGGCAGAGGGCUAAGGCGCGGGGGGGCGUGCCACCAUCGGUGGUCACGGCGUUGGAAGAGGUGGGCUUCGAGGACGGAGCCAUUGGAGAAAAGCCCCCCCCGGCAUGGUCCACGUUGGCGAUCGAUGUGACGGGCCCGUUUAAGGUGUCGGAAGAGGGGCAUCGCCACUUGCUGGUGGGUUCAUAUGUCACGGCGGUCUCGGGCGGCAUGGCCAAGGAAGAAGAUGUCGCGGCGGAAGAGAUAGGAGACGAGGAUCCGUUUGAGGAGCUGGCUGAGGAGCGAGGAGCGGUCAGAGGAGAAGAGGAAGAAGAGGGAGGAGAAGAAAUAGGGGAGGAAGGCGAGCACUUGGCCCCGGGGGGGCAAGAAGGAGUGGUCACCAGAACUCUCACGCUGGUGGAGCCGCUGAAGAGUCGGAGAGCCGUGGAGGUGAUUGCGGCGCCCCAAUCUAUGGUGGCAAGGCUCCGGUGGUGGGGAUUUGAGGUCACUCGCCUGCACUCGGACCGGGGACGAGAGCUGGUGUCGACAGCAUUGAGAAGGUGGGCGGUGAGUCAUGGGCUGCACCGGACGCUGUCAAGCUUCGAUGAGCCGCAGGCUAACGGUAGAGCGGAGGCGGCUGUCGGAUGGGUGAAGAGGAAGGCAAGGGCACUGCUGCUGGCGGCGGAG
Messenger RNA from Effrenium voratum, 1483 nucleotides. The record is from the annotation of a GenBank genome assembly. Lineage: Eukaryota; Dinophyceae; Suessiales; Symbiodiniaceae.